Klebsormidium nitens is the source of this 1016-nucleotide messenger RNA. NCBI's taxonomy places the organism in Eukaryota, Viridiplantae, Streptophyta, Klebsormidiophyceae, Klebsormidiales, Klebsormidiaceae. The record is from the annotation of a GenBank genome assembly.
AUGAGAAGCUAUGGAGGACACGUUUUUCUGGGUUGCGAGGACGGGCCUAGCAGCUUCCCCCCGUCGAAUAGUCCCCCAGCCCCCACCAAUGAGCUCUUCUUUCACAAAGUCCUUCGAAGCGCUCUCCUAGCUAUCCCUCUGCUUUUCCUUCUGUCGGCCUUCGCCGGCCCCGCAUUUGCGGUCCAGCCGGACCCCCCUCCUUUGAACACCAUAAUCGUCCCCCCAGGCGGCGGGCACCUCAGCCUCGGACAGAGAAUUGCUGUCGCCCUCCGGUCUCUUGGCCUGCCGGACUGGGUCACGAUUAUCUUGGUGGCUGCCCUCCCAGUAGUAGAGCUCCGGGGUGCGAUUCCAGUUGGUUACUGGUUAGGCCUUAAACCCAUCCAGGUGUACGGGUUAGCGGUCCUUGGCAACAUGCUUCCAAUCCCCUUUGUCAUCGCUUAUGUCGGCAAGGUCUCCGACUGGCUCGUCCAGCGCAGCGGCCUUGCCAAGAAGUUCUUUGAGUGGCUCUUCAAGCGCACGCGCAGCCGGGCUGACCUUCUGGUUAAGUACAGAACCCUCGGGUUAACCUUGUUCGUGGCUGUCCCGCUGCCGCUGACUGGGGCAUGGUCUGGGGCGAUUGGGGCACAUCUUCUCGGGUUGCCAUUCUGGGAGUCGAUCGCGGCCAACCUUGCGGGGGUCAUGAUUGCUGGGGCGAUCGUGACGGCGUUGUGCGAGCUCGGCUAUGCAGGCGCAUUGAUUGCUGGAGCGGGGCUGUUCACGGCUGCCAUUGCUGCGUUCUGGACGAGCCGGCGCAAGAAGGCGGCAGGAGAAGAACCGGUAGUGUAAAAAGUGUUUGUGUUUGGUCAUGCAGUGAUCAGGUUGUUGGACAAAGAGAAGACGAACUUGAUCAGUUGCCAAAGUGUGGUUAAGCUGCGCAACUUGUCCUUGGACGUCUUCUCACUUGCAGUGAUCAAGUGUGUGGAUCACUCUCUGCGUGGUGUGUAAGCGGUUUGAAAAGUUGGUUAAGCGCGUCCUCG